CCGUUUCUACCGCGCUCGAACGCGAUCAUCGACAGUGACGUCAGCCCACCGCCUUCACCUGCCCCCGGCGGUUGGAAAAAUGUAAAGGCGUCUUCGCUUCCAGUACAACCUCAUCCUUCUACCCAGCGUAAAACCAAAACCCCAUCGCCAGUCUUUGACAACACACCCAAGUAUCCACGUAUACCACAGACUAAGAGCUUGGAAGACACUUCAGCUAAUAGGCGAACGAAGUUUAGCCAGAAGUACGAAAGUUCUUCGUCCAGCUCGCAGAGCCAGAGCCAGAGUCAGACCUCUCAACAAUUCCGUAGCUUAGAUAGUUACAUGCCCCGUUGUGCUAUGCCCAGACUCUCCGAAAACACAGACUCAUCAAUUGAUGUCUACGAAGACGCCGAUGAUGAAGAUAACAAUAGUUCUUCAAUUAACAUGAGCAUAACAACAAAACCUAUUGCUAUUCCAAUGAUGAGCAUUAACAACUCAAAGAUAUCUCCAUCAAGUAGAACUAGUCGACUCCCUUACCGGGCUGUGACCCGUAAAAGCCCAGUUGGAAGUGACACUAAACCAGCUUCACCCGGGUCGUCGAGUUCUUCAAGUCAGGAGUUUGUUCCAUCGAGAUCUCCGUCAGGAACAGCAAUGCGUAGGACACCUCCAAGGCAGUAUCAACAUCCACCACCCCAAGAGGACCCUAAAGUUCGCCGCUCGAGGAGUCUGCAGCUACCGGAUAAGAAAACAAACUUUUUGCCACAGCGCGUCUCGCCACAACAAGCAGACUCAACGUAUCGCGUAAUUAAAGUCCCACAGAGCACGAGCAUGGAUCGCUCCCAGGUGCCCAGGCGUACUCACAUGGAGGACGAAUUGAACGAGGAAAUGCUGCGGGAAGCUGAUAUAGUAACCGGGUACAUAUACGGAAGUCGCAGUCGUGCUGCAGCUCAAGCACUACUAAUGUCAAGAUAUGACAAGAAGGACCAGAAUGGUCACGGGUAUAAACCACAAACAAACCCGCCAAAAACCAUUCAAAGAGGAGCCACCACACCAACGAUCAACAAUCAAACCAGUAUGAAACCUGAGUAUUGGAAUACAGGUCAAUACACAUCAAGAGACCGUGAAGGGCCUAAUAUUCAAGGUCAAGCACCGCAGCCAAUGAUGAGGUCCUCACAGAGUUAUCCAACUCAUCAGAGGUCUUUGGAUGUUGAUGCAUCACGUGAUAGGAACAGGGAUCGAGAUCGUGAACGUGAUCGUGAACGCGAUCGGGAACCUUAUAAGAAACGAGUACCACGUCAAGAUGGUGUCCGUCGUGCUUCACCUAAUGAGAUGGAACCUCGACGCCUCUCGCCAAAUAUGCUGCAGGCAAUGGACGAGCGUCGUCGAAGCAGUCCUAAAUUUAAAAGCAGUUCAUCAUCAAGCAGCGAUUAUGCCGUAAUCAUUCCGGAGAAAAUUCGCGUGCCGCGCAGUGCGAAAAGUUCCGGGGCUUCGACGCCCCUUGAAGAUCCGAACCAUCUGAACGUGAACAAUUGUGCGCGCGGUGAAGUGAUCCUCACUCGGCCAGGCAGUGCGCCCGGGAAUCAACAGGCAUCGCACAAGGGCACGUUUUUGGAUAGUUCUCAGCGUUCCAUGUCGUUGCCAAAGUCAUUUUUAUCACAUCGACAAGGAGGUCAGUUUCCGUGGAGGCGUCGCGGCACGGAGAGUCUCGGUUCCUCGCCGGGUUUUCGACGACGUACGCCGAUCGAAACUUCGCAAACAGCGCCCGUCACGCCCCUACACGACGGCAAUCGAAGACGUUCGCCUUCUGGUGAUGGACGUCGCACCAAAGCGAAUUCGACCCCGCAGCUGAUUGACGCAAAGGAACGCGAUGGAAGGAAGCACAAGAACGCGAACAACACCGGCCAGACGCAGGCGAAGGAAAACCGCAAACAAUUUUCCGGUAAUGCCGAAAGUGUAUUGCAAAAAUUUCGCAAAACCUUCUCGCUGCGUUUCCAGAAAAGCAGCAGCAGGGGCAGCAAGGAUGGCGGCGGGGGGUCGGCGGACUUUGGUGAUAGCUUCGCCGAGCCCGGCGACCACCCUUCCGAGGAAGAGACCUCACCACAACGCGCCCAGCAGCCCGCCAGCACCAUCGACGCCAAUGUCUUUGAGCCCGUCGAACAAAAACACAGUAGGUUCGGUCCUUUAAUUUGGCGCUCGAGUAAAGAACGCAAGAAGAUGAACAAGGCGACUCGUAGUAUGAAGUGCAACAGUGGCGAUAGCGGCAUCCAGAUUGAGAUGGCCCCGGGAUGCGGCGGCAUCGGAGGCGACAAUAGCUCGGAGUCACACGGUGAAACAGACCCCCAGGGCGACGAUCUCGACAGUCCGCCGGCUGUCCGUCGACGCGGGGGCCAUGCGCGUUGUACCCCUCGACCCCACUCGGAUCUGCUCAAUCAGAUCCUCAUUGAUCGGUUUAAGGCUGAGCUCCGUACACGCGCCAACCGACACCAACACGUGAGGCGCACACAUUCCGACCUAGGCGGGCAACGCAUCUACCGUUGGGAAACCCGGUCUGCAUCGGGCCGGGGAACGAUGUCUUCGUCUCCGCGCCCUCAGAGCCCGCGCAAGAAGCCACCCGACGGCCCGCCGCAUGUGCAGAUGCGCAAUCAUCCGCUGUACCGUCGCGGACAGCUGCGUCGAUCAUUGAGCCAGCCGCUCGACAUCGACAAGUUGUCUCCCAUCAUGAAGUCCAAAACAGGCAUGAAGGUGAUAAGUGUGGCCAGUGAGGACGAAAACGACAUGCGCAUUGGUACAUCCGACGAGGAUACCAUGUCCGACUCCGAGUCUUCCUUGGCAUCUCUCAGCGAACGUAAAAAGUCUCUAGAGUUACCCAUGGAUGAAGACGUUGUUAUUCUAGCGGAAGCUGUCUUUGAUCACGUGGCUAUAGAUGCCGAGGAGUUGGCGUUUCGUGCCGGGGAUGUCGUGGAAGUGAUUGACACCAACAAUCGUGACUGGUGGUGGGGUUCGGCGGAUGGUAAAAGCGGGUGGUUUCCGGUUAACUCAGUGCGGUUGCGAGUAAGUCAGGAGGACACAGUUGAAGAUUGUCUAGCGUCAAUCGCAUCCGGUAAACCUGCGCCGAAUGCAAUCCGCCGUCGCACCAGCAUCUCAUUACUGAGCAACGAUCAAGUGCGGACUAGUGUUGUGCGCGAAUUGGUGCACACCGAGCGGGAUUUUGUUAAAGUGCUGCAGGAUGUUGCCGAGGGCUAUGUGGCCGAGUGCCGCAAACGCGAGGACAUGUUCACUAAAGAACAAAUUGACACAAUUUUUAUCAAUUUGGAGGAGAUACUCAAAUUUCAGACUGCGUUUCUCCGCGAUCUGGAGAGCUGUAUAGACUGGGAAGCACCGCACAAGAGCUGUGUGGGGAGCUGUUUCCUUAGGCACAAGGACGGGUUCAAAAUGUACUCGGAUUACUGUAAUAGUCAUCCGAUGGCAACCGCCACACUACAGGAGUUGUAUCAGUUUAAUAACUAUAGCAAGUUCUUCGAGGCAUGUCGGCUGAUGCGCGGGCUGAUUGAAAUUCCGCUCGACGGUUACCUUUUAACUCCGGUGCAGCGAAUAUGUAAAUACCCGUUACAGUUGGCCGAAUUACUUAAAUAUUCCAAGGCGGACCAUGCGGACUAUAACGACAUCAAAGAGGCGUUGGAGGCGAUGAAAGGGGUCGCUGUGUUGAUCAACGAAAGGAAGCGUCGGAUGGAGAGCCUGGAAAAGAUCGAAGCGUGGCAGCAACGCGUUGAAGGGUGGGAGGGCGAGGAUCUUAUUGAGGUGAGCACGCAGUUGAUUCAUCAGGGCGAAAUGGUUCGCAUGACGACUGGAUUGUGGACGUCUAACAUCAUGCUCUUCCUCUUUGAUCACCAGCUAGUCUAUUGCAAGAAGGACAUUCUCAAGCGGAAUACGUACAUGUACAAAGGUCGGAUAUGCCUGAAUACCGCCGAAGUGAUCGACAUGCCCGACGGGAAAGAUCCGCACCUCGGGGUGAAUUUGCGCCACGCAAUUAAGAUAUACAGCUUAAUCCGGGACAAAUUCCUGCUGGUGUGUUGUCGCUCCGUGUUGGACAAACAGCGAUGGUUGCAGGCGUUCGCCGAAGAGCGGCGACUGGUCAGCCAGGACGAAUGUGACGGCAUGGAUUUCCCAGCAUCCUCUCGACAUCUCGCGAAAAUUGCAGCGCGAUGUCAACGCCGACCACCACGCAAACUUAGAAAUAAAGAGAACUACAAACGUGAUGUGUUCCUCGGUUCGAGCCUGCAGCUGAACGGAGCGAACACGAAUUCGUUGGGACGCAAAGUCGGCACGUGGUUUACGUUCGGCGGCAAUAAGAAGACACGCCAUCGUGAUGUGUCCUGAGACAAGACGACUUUACUGUAGUACAUUGUGCCCGGCUCGUGAUACCGUAGUACAUAAAUCGUGAUAGGAUUCUGUGCCAAAAUGUCCGCCACUGCAAUGCGCUGCUGUAACACGCAGAAGUACUACGACUACGACACUACUAUUCUGCAAUAUCUGAGAGUAGCGAUCAAAACUUACGUUAGUGAUAUGAAAUGGCAACUGUUGCCGCGCUGUGGAUCGAUUUUCCGGUGGCCUACGUUUCGAUAUUUAUUACUACUUGGCCUACCGAACUCUUUUGUGGAUACGCGGCGCGCGUGUUACUGUUUGUUGCUGAACUGCGCACAAGUCAACAUUUUUCGAUUUGAAAAUUAUAUCUGUUAUUGUGAUAAAUGUGACCAACUAUUUGUACAUAAACUCUAUUUCUCAACGCGACGAGAACCGAGCGAGUAUUAGAACUGCACACCUUGUGCCCUAACUGACUUCGAUGAAACCACACAGGGUAGUAGAGACGUUGUUGCGUCCACACUUCACGAACACACGGCGUUAACGUCGGCAGUCUGCACAACAAACCAAGCUAGUCAAUGACCGAGAUGAAGUAUUCUAUUUACUGCGCAGCGCCCUCGCAAUUCGAAACACUUCUUAUUUAUUUGUUUUUUCUAGUGCUUCGAAACAUUGAGGAAAUAUCACUUUUCAUUCGGUGUACAGUACACUGUGUAUAGUAGUUGUAGCUGACCUGUUGAUAGUGUUAGAAAAGACCUAAUUUUUGAUAAUGGUGUUCCAUUAUUGUGACACGAUUUCGGUUGAAUUAUAUUUUUGUAUUUUUCCUACACGACCUGAUGUAAAGCGCACCGUUUUUUGGCGACCCACGGUGCGAUUGUUAACACGUAUUCAUAUCUGGUAUUAAAACAAAAAAAAAACUGUUAGUAGUUACAUACACUGUAAAUGUUAUUGUUAUAAUCUACGAAGAUUGGCAGUGCACGUGGCGCUCAAUUCCACGCUUGCCCCAGACAUUUGUUUACGUUGACACAAAGACAAUGAAGUUGUUGAUUAUUUCAUACUCGAAUUAUACAUAUACAAAUGCAGCGUUAA
Messenger RNA from Dalotia coriaria, 5424 nucleotides. RefSeq names its product Rho guanine nucleotide exchange factor 3 (gene RhoGEF3). Gene Ontology annotation, cellular component: cytosol. The transcript has 12 exons. The record is from RefSeq and is a predicted model, not a curated record. Gene Ontology annotation, molecular function: protein binding; guanyl-nucleotide exchange factor activity. NCBI's taxonomy places the organism in Eukaryota, Metazoa, Arthropoda, Insecta, Coleoptera, Staphylinidae. The coding region runs from base 322 to 4356 and encodes 1344 amino acids. Gene Ontology annotation, biological process: intracellular signal transduction.